This is a messenger RNA of Bufo bufo (common toad), 1433 nucleotides long. It is a transcript of the gene FANCF, whose product is annotated as FA complementation group F. The transcript is spliced from 2 exons. The record is from RefSeq and is a predicted model, not a curated record. Gene Ontology annotation, biological process: interstrand cross-link repair. Lineage: Eukaryota; Metazoa; Chordata; Amphibia; Anura; Bufonidae. Gene Ontology annotation, cellular component: Fanconi anaemia nuclear complex. The coding region runs from base 278 to 1321 and encodes 347 amino acids.
GUUUAGAGAGGUUGUGUCUGGUCAGGACACAACGGGGCAUGAGGAGGAGGCCAGGCCGCAGCCUCGGGGUGGAGUGAGGGAGUCUCCCGGAAGAGCAGCUGACUCGGCCUGUCACCUAAAAUAUGGCCGCUCCGAGCAGCCCAACUGAGUCUAACGGCUCCUGGGGCUGUUCAGGGUGAGCAAGAUGGCGUACUAGGCUGGUUACUUGAUUACUUAAUCUGCUUACGUUGUUUUCCUCUGCUUAUCUUUCUAUGAUUUAGUUGGACAUCAGAGCACCAUGGCUGGGAGAUUGAUGACAUUGCUGGACAAUUUAGACCAAUUUAUUGAGGUGCUUGCUUUAUCUCCAAGUGCCCAUGCCAAAGAUUGGGAUAUCCUCCAUGUACAAAGAGCUCUUGAAUGGGGAAGCUAUUUUCAACAUGUCCACCAUCGGUACAAGGCUAAUAAUUCUCUUAGAAACUCAAUUGAAGCUCAUCUUACAGCAAAAAACCAGGAGCUUUCUUGUUGCAUGAAAAACUACCAUUGCAUUACGUUUGAUGACCUUGGUAAGGGUAGAGAUAUCUUGUGUAUGUCUCUUCUCCAGAACAAGUCUCUUCCUGAUCCCGUAUUCAAAUACGUAACUGAGUUGCUCCGAAAUUCAGAUACCAAAGGUGCUGAAUCCACGUCUUUAACCCAUUUUAUAUCCCAGAAGGUGGCUUCAGAACUACUUCUGUCUCUUCCCCUAUUGGCUUCCAAAGGAUUGCAGGAGCCACUGGACAACCCUGUACUAAUGACACAAGCUGAACUAUUGAGAAGCAGCUUAGAGGGAAGGCUGAAGGUGUCAGAAGACAACCAGAAGUCCUCUAUUGUCUCACAUUUUCUUGGCCGGAUUUCCAAACCACAUGUCUACCACCUUGUAGAAGCUAUACUUCUAUCUAAUGAUGCUUUGGACUCUGAACACCAGAACCUGUUAUCUGAUCUUCUACUGGAUUGGGUUCUGUCAAAUGAUGACCUCCGCAUUGGAUUUUUCUUGAAUGUAAAGUGCCAGGGCCUGGCAAGGUUGAGCUUCAUGUCCUCCAGGUUCAGGCACGAGUACAUGAAUCAUUUGGAAAAGCUAGGGAGUAGUAUGGAACCAGAUGUAAACCGUGGUAAAUGGGUUAGUGACACCUUCAGACUAUCUUUUGAAGGACUGCUGGAUCAUUAUAAACAUCUCAUGGAAGGGCCUGCAGCUGUGAAAGACUCCAUAUUGACUAAACUUCGGGCCUUAAAAAGCCAGGAUGGGAAUUAUGAUGUGCCUGGUAUCCGUAUAUGGACUGAUGUGUUGGCAGAAAUACAUGAGACGUAAGGCCCCUUGCAGACGAGUGAGUUUUCCGCGCGGGUGCAAUGCGUGAUGUGAACGCAUUGCGCCCGCACUGAAUCCGGACCCAUUCAUUUUAAUGGUUCUGUGUACAGGAGCG